This is a messenger RNA of Manihot esculenta (cassava), 1191 nucleotides long. RefSeq lists its product as uncharacterized. The record is from RefSeq and is a predicted model, not a curated record. Lineage: Eukaryota; Viridiplantae; Streptophyta; Magnoliopsida; Malpighiales; Euphorbiaceae. The transcript has a single exon. The coding region runs from base 1 to 1191 and encodes 396 amino acids. Gene Ontology annotation, molecular function: nucleic acid binding; RNA-DNA hybrid ribonuclease activity.
AUGUCGAGGUCAGCUGAGAGAUGCUUGCCUUUUUUUAAGAAGUUGAGAAAAGUUCUGAACUUUGAAUGGAUUGAAGACUGUCGAGAGGCUUUCAAAGAGCUCAAAAGCUACCUUAGCUCGCCUCAUGUUCUCAACAGUCCGCUGGAAGGAGAAGAGCUCCUGAUUUACUUGUUAGCCUCAGAACAAGCUGUCAGUGCUGUGUUGGUAAGGGUAGAAGGAGGAGAACAGAAGCCAGUGUUUUACGUCAGCAAGGUGCUCAAAGAUGCCGAGAUCAGAUAUCUGAACAUUGAAAAGAUAGCAUACGCUCUGUUAUUGGCAGUCAGAAAAUUCAGAGUUUACCUAGAAAGCCAUCAAGGAGUAGUAAUGACAGACCAGCCGCUGAAGAAGAUCCUCCACAGAUCGAAAACCUCAGGUCGGAUGCUUGCUUGGUCCAUCGAGAUCAGCCCGUACUGUUUGGAAUACCGGCCUCACACAGCCAUAAAGUCUCAAGCCCUCGCUGACUUCAUAGCAGAAUGUUCUUUCAGUGAGAAACAAGCAGGACCUGGUGAGACACCCCCGGAAGCACCAGAAGGGGAAAGAGAAAGACAGUCCGCUCGAGAAUUCAACUGGAAGUUGUAUGUGGACGGGGCAUCCAGUGCUGGGGGUAGCGGUGCAGGAAUAAUGCUAAAAGGACCUGAGGGUUUCAAAGUCUGUUAUGCUCUGCGCCUGGAAUUCAAAGCCUCUAACAAUGUAGCGGAAUAUGAAGCCCUGAUAAAUGGGAUGAUAAUCGCAAUGGAGGUAGGGGUAACUGAUCUUGAAAUAAAUAGCGACUCCCAGCUAGUGAUCAAUCAGAUAACAGGGGCAUAUCAGGCAAGAGACCAAAUAAUGCAGAACUACUUGGCGAAGGUAAAAGCCAUAGAGGCCGAGCUCGUCGAACAAGGGAUUAUGGUACGGUACCAGAGGAUACCCCGGGAGGACAAUGAGGAGGCAGACUUGCUUAGCCAAUUGUCUAAAGAGGAGCUGGAACAACUCCCUGACGAGGUAUACAUACAACAUAUUAGCACACCUGCUUUUGACAAAACGGCCACUGUAAUGCAGGUUGAGCAGGGCCAAAGCUGGAUGAUCCCAUACCUGGAAUACCUUGAGAAGGGAAAGCUCCCUGAGGACAAGGAUGAAGCAAAGAAAAUAGCUGCUCGAGCUGCCAACUACUAA